UCGUCCAGUCAAUCAUUUACAGCAUAACCAUUUCUUCUGCCUUCGACUGAGAAAAGUGGUAUGCCCCGUGUUACUCGGUAAGCAGGAGAGGGAGGGUCAACAUGGCGUCUGAGCAGGAGAGUUCCAAUGGGCCCGUGAAGAAGUCCAUGCGAGAGAAGGCUAUAGAAAGACGCACAAUUAACAAGGAACACAACAGUAACUUCAAAGCAGGCUAUGUACCUAUAGAAGAAGAACGCCUUCAUAAGACAGGGCUGAGAGGACGCAAGGGAAACAUGGCUGUUUGCAUCGUUGUCCUCCUCUUCCUCCUCGCCUUAAUUAACCUCAUUAUCACUCUGGUAAUAUGGACAGUGAUCCGCAUUGGUCCGCAUGGGUGCGACAGUAUGGAGUUCCAUGAGACGGGCCUGCUGCGCUUCAAACAGAAGGCGGACAUGGGCAUCGUUCACCCACUGCACAAGAGCACAAUAGGAGGCCGCAAGGACAAGGACUUAGUCCUUGUCGGCAACAGUAAUCCGGUUGUGUUCCAGCAAGGCACUACCAAGCUGAGCGUGGAGAAGGACAAGACCUCAGUUGUCAGUGAUGUUGGCAUAUCCUUCACAGACCCUCGCACACAGACCACGUACUUCAGCACAGACUUUGAAAACCAUGAGUUUCAUUUGCCCAAAGGAGUCAAAGUUCUCAGUGUUAAAAAGGCUUCAACAGAAAGGAUCACCAGUAGUGCAGCAUCUGACCUGAACAUUAAAGGGGACAGCAAGGCCAUCAUUCGUGGAAACGAGGGCGUCAACAUCAUGGGUCGGACCAUAGAGUUUAAAAUGGGUGGAGGCAUCGAGCUCAGGGCUGAGAACAGCAUUGUCCUCAAUGGAUCAGUCAUGUUCAAUGCUACACGCAUCCCUAAUUCCGCAGGAGACGUAUAUUUCGAUGAAGGUCUGGAGAGGUACAAGCUCUGCAUGUGUGCAGAUGGGACUCUGUUCCGUGUGCAGGUGAAAUACCCCAACAUGGGCUGCCAGACCUCAGAUAACCCAUGUAGAAAAGCUCACUAGGAGACGUGACUGGAAUCUUCUGUCACAUCUCUCUACAAUCUGUCACCACUGAAGUCAGAUUACAAAUUUGCAUUUACAGAACAUUCAUCAUGACUUGCACAUAAUAAUACCUCUGCAGCUCACCUAACAAAUUCUGUAUUCCUCAUUUUGUUUGCCAAACAGGAGUUGUGUUACAAAUGAUUGCCAGUUGGCCAAAGAUAUGACUAUACUUGUAAGUGCUGAAGUAUUUUAUUGUUCUGCAGGUUUGCCAAUUUUAUUUAAAAUGUAUAAUGCCAUAUCAGUGCAUAACACUCCUAUAUUUAACAUUAUACUGUGGUUUUAAACUGCUCAUUGAUAGCAAUUAGAAGCUAAAGUAUUUAUUUUUUGCCUUACCGUCCAGUAUUACUAAUAUACAGACCUUGCAGAGGGGUUGUAUAAGAUUUUAUUUGCUGUUCAUUGUUUCUGGCAGCUGUGUUUAAUAUUUUCUUUAUUAUUAUGAUUCACUGACGAGCGUGAGACACUAUAGGAUUACAAUGACUUAUCUAAUAUUAAAUUUGGGAUAAACUGUAAAACACAAGAUAUAUUUUAAGCCAUCCAGUUAUUCUUAAGCAGAGUAGGUCUCUUUCUGCACAUCUUGGCCUGUCUAUAAUGCACGUGCCAAUGGAUAUACAAGGGAUGAUGUAGAAUAUAUGUAAUAUUCUAAUUUUGUUGCAAACCUUUUUUACAGCGAAAUAAUACAAUAUUGAAAAACAGAACGAGAGUGCGUGCACUAAGAUUAUGCUACAGAUGAUUAAAUGUUGGGAUUCAUGAAUCAGGAAAGUUUAAAUAAUCAGUUGCUUGGUUUGAAGCCUAUAUUGAGUGCUCUGAAUUUUGUGCAAUAUAGUAUAAAAAGAUAUGACUUUCAUUUUGCUUUGUAUUGUCUUGUCCGAUGUGGAGAGAGUGUUUUUGAUCAACUAAAAAAACAAGGCUAUCAGCCGUAUUUGAAAAGUUCUCAUUGCUAUGUUUGUUUCAAUAAAGAAACGUUACUAUGUGAAA
This is a messenger RNA of Micropterus dolomieu (smallmouth bass), 2051 nucleotides long. Its product is annotated as beta-sarcoglycan-like. Bases 102 to 1037 code for a protein of 311 amino acids. Lineage: Eukaryota; Metazoa; Chordata; Actinopteri; Centrarchiformes; Centrarchidae. The record is from RefSeq and is a predicted model, not a curated record. Gene Ontology annotation, biological process: muscle organ development. The transcript has 6 exons. Gene Ontology annotation, cellular component: sarcoglycan complex; sarcolemma.